UGGGUGAACGUUAUCCACAAAUGCUAGGGCAAGCCCAUUUCCAUCCUCCUCGGCCUUUGCUAGAUAACCACCAGGCCUAGCACCGAGCAUCACCGAAUCCGCUGUUUUCCCCUCUUCUUCCCCACUCCCCAGUCUGCUCUUCCGACCCAGGUCCGCGCUGCAGAUCCGCCGCCUUCGUCCGUCGAGCACAGGAGGACCUUGGAACCAUGGCGACCAUGACCAGCGAACAAAUGGGGCCACCAGGUUCAGCAUCGCCGACUAACCAUCAGCCCUUGGCGCUUGCUCAGGAUGAUUCAACGAUCAUCAGAAUUCCCUUCAGAGCCAUACUUGGUUUCGUGUUAGCAGAGCUGGGAAUCCCAGAGGCCGAAUACCGUCGCGAGAUAUUCUACGGAAACAAGAUCUGCGUCACCGUGCUCUUCGACGCCUCUACGAUCAAAGGAGCCCCCACCCAUAUGUCGAUAUCCGGAACAUAUUCCACGGACGAUGAAGUGGCAGAGGACACAGCUGCUCUUAAAGCCAUUGAGUCCUUAGAAACCACAGCCAAUGUGGUGAUCAGGGACUACAGUUACGACAAACUGAAACGGCUGGAGGAAGAAUCUGAGCGCCUGAUGGAGCAGUUGGAAGAAGCAAAUUAUUGCAUAUCCAAGCUUGUUAGGGGCUGGCUGCUUGCUGUCAGAUGUGUCUGUUCAUUCUCUCAUAGUCUUAAGCUACUCCUGGGCAAAGUAUCAUGGAUGAGAUUAUGAAUGCGGCUCUUCUCAGUGUCGAAGAAGUGGCUCGUUGACUAAGAUCUGUAGGCAUGCGAUGAGAUAACUUCCGGAGAAGAUCAAAAGCUGCUCUUAGGAAAAGACCCGUUGUAUCAUGAAUGCUAAGUCAUAUGUAAAUUAUUGUACUAAGUGAUCGUGCUAAAAUCGUACUAAAACUGCCAUUUUGCUUACCAAGUGGUGUUUUCCUUGCACC
Triticum aestivum (bread wheat) is the source of this 957-nucleotide messenger RNA. RefSeq lists its product as uncharacterized. The record is from RefSeq and is a predicted model, not a curated record. The transcript has 3 exons. The coding region runs from base 207 to 743 and encodes 178 amino acids. Lineage: Eukaryota; Viridiplantae; Streptophyta; Magnoliopsida; Poales; Poaceae.